CUUGUGCUGAUCUGUACAAGCAACAGAGAUGGUGCGGUAAAAAAGUGAAUUCAUCCAAUGUCCUCUCAGCGAAGAAGUUGGGGCCGCAGCAGUACCAAGACAUAUUAACAAACUCAUCAUGGUCGUUUUCAAUAAUGCUCCUCGCCUGGCACCAGCAGGUCGGGCCGCUUGCGGUGCCUCCACGUUUCGAGGACCGCCUCCAGCAGCGUCGAUGCGGCGUCGAGCGACGAACUGCAUCCAGAACGACAUGUCCCACUUGAACGGCACUACAAGAACAUCGAACAGUAAUUGUGUCGGGACUGUUCUUGUUUCAUCCUCUGCAACAGAAAGCUCCUGUUCAUCCAUGCGGGAAGGGGAAGCUGCUCCUCUGCCUUCAACAGCACCUAUAACACAACCAACAACUUCCGCCUCCUCCAAAGCCGCAACGGCGAAGCUGCUGGCUGCCCGGUACGGUUUGAACAGUGAGAUAUGAACUGCACAAGCAUCGCACUUCUAGUAGAAAGCGCAUGACAAAUUUGCUCAGCAUGAUGAGAAUCGGGAUUUGUUGUAAUGUGGAUUCGCCUCAAGAAACGAGCUUGCAGUAAUGCAUGACUGCGAUUACUACGAGAACGUUGCGCAUGCUUUUGCAGUACAUAUCAGACCAGUUGGUACAACGGAAGUUUGAAGAAGCGGUCCCACACCACCAUGCUGCCGAACGCAGACUUGUAUCCUGUGCAAAAGUUUAUCGUAUUCGUACUAAUCGAAAUCAUGCAUUACAAAUGUGGCUUCCUACCUACAUCUGCAUGAAAAUUACAGUUUACUGUUUCUUCUAUACGAAAAUGAAAAUUUGUGAUGCAAUUUCUACUACCAAGUACGAGGAAACUUUUGCAAUGCAUAACUCGCAGAUCAAGUACAAGUUUCCCAAGCUGCCCUGGGACCAGGGGGACGAGAUCUUGACGCGCAUCAUGCGCCGGGAGAAACAGAGCAAGAAGAAGCACCCGUGCCUGCAGACCUUCGCGGACCACUUGAACAGUGUCCGGCGCUGGCCUAACCAGUACCUGAAGUACGGCAAGGUGGAAGCGGUCCGGCACCUGCAGGCGCUGGAGAACUUCGAGAACUGGGAACCCAGCGAGGCCGUCGGGUACCGCAAGCUGCUGGAGCAUUUCGACGUGUUCGGCGACGCGCAGAACUUGCCGGAAUACCGCCGCGAGCGGAACAAGCCCACCGCGGUGCAAGUUGGAGCGAAGCGGGCGUGGCAACUCGAUCCCAUGUUCGACGAACUGGAAGAAUAAGCUCUUUGUAGCUAGUCGUAGUAGUACCCAGGAUGUUCUUCUGAUCAAGAGGUUGCUCAAUUUCAAUUUAUCAAGACGAGAAUGUUGCAAAAAGAAAAGAUAAAGAACGCGCACAUAUUUUUACACCGAUGAAGGGUCUUCUGGAAUUUCAAAU
Molecule: messenger RNA, 1425 nt
Organism: Amoebophrya sp. A120
Lineage: Eukaryota; Dinophyceae; Syndiniales; Amoebophryaceae
Source: the annotation of a GenBank genome assembly